AUGGUGACUUUUGCUGUGGAUAUUGAAGCUGUGGGUACCAUUAUUGAUGCCAAGCAAGACAAUGGCUUGACAAUUGAUGAUUUUAAUCCCACCUCUGGAUCUGGUGCAGAAGGUGAUUGGGUAACUGUACUUACUAAGGCUCAAGAGCCAGCUGGAGAGACAGAAGGUGAGGAAGAAGUUUUGAUUGAUGUAGACAAGCCACAGAUCGAGGACUAUGAAUUCUCCACAAUUACAACAGUGACUGAAGAGGACCAGAUCUUGCCUGAAGAAACUCCUGAACUGAUUACUGUUAAAGCUGGAGAAAAUGGAAAUUUACAGGUUGGUAGAGAAGUGCCCACAAUGCCGCCAGUCAAAGUGGCUAAGGUAGAAUCUACCCUAAAACCUGAGGAAGACAUUUUAGUACCUGUAGAAGAAGAGAGGAAGGAGCAAGUCAACAAGGAAGAAACAGUUUUAACAGAAAUGAAAAAGGAUGAGGAAACUGAAUUUGCUGUGAUUAUAAAGGAAGAAUCGGAGGAGGUUGAAGAAGAGGAACAGAAAGAAUCUGUUGAGAGUACCACAAUGACACAAGAAGAAGAUGAUUAUGUACUAACAGAUGCUUCAGCAAUACAGUAUUCAGAGGAAAUUCUAACUGAGGAUGAGAUCAUAUUGGUCACCGUUGAACCAGCAAGCCCAGUCUACCCAACUCCUUUUUCAACUGAGAAAGAAUCACCCUUCUCCCUCAUCACCACUAUUACCCCAGCGGAGGUGGAGUUGGUGCAUACCUUAAAUUCAAAAGUCAUGACUCCAUCUCUAGAUGUGAUUCAUUACAAAGAGGAAGAUGGUAGUGGCAUCUCUGGUGUCAUCCAGGGUGUGGAAGUUUCCAGCACCGCCGUGCCAAUUAACCCCGGGCGGUCUUUGAUAGUGUUUUUCAGUCUUCGGGUAACUAACAUGAUAUUCUCUGAGGAUCUGUUUAAUAGGAGCUCUGCAGAGUACAAAGCCUUGGAGCAACGGUUUCUUGAACUGCUGGUGCCAUAUCUGCAGUCAAACCUCAGCCACUUCGAGAACCUGGAGAUCUUGAACUUCAGGAAUGGAAGUAUUGUGGUGAACAGCCGUAUGAAGUUCGGAAAGCCUGUUCCUCGUGGAGUCAGUACUGCUGUUUACCUCAUUCUAGAGGAUUUCUGCAACACAGCUUACCAGACCAUGAACCUCGCUAUUGACAAAUAUUCACUGGAUGUUGAGUCAGGGGAACAGGCAGACCCGUGCAAGUUUCAAGCAUGUAAUGGGUUUGCUGAAUGUACAGUGAACCAAUGGUCAGGUGAAGCUGAAUGUGUGUGUAAUGCUGGUUACUUCAGCAUGGAUGGACUACCCUGCCAAAGCAUCUGUGACCUUCAACAUGACUUCUGCUUGAAUGAUGGGAAAUGUGAUGUCAUUCCAGGCCAAGGAGCCAUCUGCAGAUGCCGUGUUGGGGAAAACUGGUGGUACAGAGGAGAACAUUGUGAAGAAUAUGUUUCUGAGCCACUCGUAGUUGGCAUUGCCAUAGCAUCUGUUGCCGGGUUCCUUCUGGUGGCGUCAGGAGUAAUCUUUUUCCUAGCAAGAACUCUGAGAGACCAAUAUGACAAGGAUGAGAUGGAGGACCCAGUACGGAGAGAGGACAGUCCACCAUUUCUAGACAUGGCCACUAAGUAUAACCCCAUGUUUGAGAGUGAUUUAACUACAAGCUACAGCCAUUACUACCAGCGGUACCCCGAACCCCCAGUCCACAGCAGCGCCAGUGCAGAGGCAUCCACAGAGUUCAGCAGUGAAGAGAUACGCCAUAUUUAUGAAAACAGUGAACUCACUAAGGAGGAUAUUCAAGAUCGCAUCCGCAUCCUUGAACUCUAUGCAAGAGAUCGUCAGUUUGCAGAUUUUCUGAAGCAGCAUCAAAUAACAAUGGAUAUUCAAAGAGAAAGUUCCUCCAGUAGUCAAUAGCUGCCCAGUGUCCAAUAGCCUGCUGAGUGCAAAAUAAUGAAGAAAGUUGUGUUGUCUUUUCGGGGAAAUGGCAUCUUAGUGAUUCCAGAGCAAUUUUACUUCAGCCUCUCUGAGACUUUGCCAUCACAAAUUAAAAUGGCUACAUAUGGACACUUCUUAAAAUAUGAUUCAAGACAGAAAAGGCUAUUUUUGUUUCUUUUUUUUUUUUGGUUAAAGACAAUUUUCUGUCAUAGAACGGGAUCUUAGUCACAGACAAUAUCCUUGUCAUUGUUUGAAAUGUGUUGUUAGUGCCUUCUAAUCUAAUCUGUGGCCCGUCUCUCGGACAAUCAAUCUUAAAUGUUAAAAGAAAAAGAUCCCUGAUGUAUUCAUCCUGAAAGUUACUUGAAUCACAGACCAUUCAUCUUGUAUUACCCUCUUAGUACAUUACCUUGUCUGAGAUUUUAUGCUCGUCUGUAUUGAAAUAAAUCAGACUGCUAUUUUUAAGACAAGUAAUCUCACUUGGUGGCCACCUUGGAAGCAUCCAGGCAGCUAUUUUCUAAGUAGGUAAUAGUUAUACAAAUACAGCUUCUGGAUACUUGAAGAUUUACCAAAAUCAAAAAAGACAUUUUCAAUAAGUGGAAAAAUA
Messenger RNA from Carassius auratus (goldfish), 2572 nucleotides. RefSeq names its product interphotoreceptor matrix proteoglycan 2-like. Gene Ontology annotation, biological process: visual perception. The transcript has 9 exons. NCBI's taxonomy places the organism in Eukaryota, Metazoa, Chordata, Actinopteri, Cypriniformes, Cyprinidae. Bases 1 to 1947 code for a protein of 648 amino acids. The record is from RefSeq and is a predicted model, not a curated record. Gene Ontology annotation, molecular function: hyaluronic acid binding; heparin binding.